Messenger RNA from Solea solea (common sole), 7231 nucleotides. Its product is annotated as AP-4 complex accessory subunit RUSC1-like. Bases 334 to 4800 code for a protein of 1488 amino acids. Gene Ontology annotation, cellular component: cytoplasmic vesicle. The record is from RefSeq and is a predicted model, not a curated record. Gene Ontology annotation, molecular function: protein binding. The transcript is spliced from 12 exons. Lineage: Eukaryota; Metazoa; Chordata; Actinopteri; Pleuronectiformes; Soleidae.
UCCUGCUCUGAUCUGGAGUCUGACUGCACAGAUCAAUGUGCCUCCAUCUGCUCUUCUCAUGACCAAGAUCGUGUUUCUGUCGCUCUGUCCCCAAAAGAGCGUUUUCUUCCUGAAGCCCUUGAAUGCCAGCCGUCUGCACCGCCAUCCCUUUCUCUUAGCCGUAAUCCCUUUUUCUUGCCAUCACAUACCCCUGUUUCCCCAUGUUCCCCAGAUGAAGGCUACCCCUCGGCCCUCGACUCCCCGUCCCCUGAUUAUUUAGGAGACAAGGAUGAUUCUGAGGUCACCAAACUAGGUUUGCUUGACUUUCUAGAAUCAGUGGGUGAGUUCGGGAAAAUGGAGCGAUUCAGCCAGGUGAUCCAAGUAGCUCGUUGGGAUCUGGAGGGGGAACAGCACUGGGAUGUUUUAAGGGAUCGGUUAGAUCACCUUGAUCGCUUGGAGAAGGUGAACAGGGAGGUAAAACUGGCUUACAUCGCCAGACUCCACGAGAAGGGAUUUGAUCUUGGAGAUCUGGAGGAGCACGAUCUCUCGGACAUCAUGGAUGAAAUGGGCAACAUUGACAUUCCCUGGAAGUUGUAUAAAUGCCCCGGGGAAUCAAUGGGAGACUCUCAGGAGUUUUCAGAUGCUGGGGUCGACCUCACUGCUCCAUCAGACUGCGAUGAUCCUCUUGUUCCAGAUUCACUCACUCCUUCCCCUGUUGAGCCACCACCAAGACCCCCUAAACCUCCUGCCCGACACGCCAGUGUCAACUCUUACCUCCAUGACUACAUCAAUAUCAGCAGAGAGACCACCUCCAUGGCCGUCUCCACCUCUCCCACAUUGUCUACUUUCUCCCCGAACUCAUCAUCCCCAACAUUCACCACUUUUAGAUGCGAGAAACCUCUUCCUCCAUCUCCACCAUCAGUUCCUCCUCUCCCUGCCUCUAAAGCAGUCCCUUACCUCACCCUCUAUACUACUCCCUCUCCACCGAGACCCAUCCCCACCCCAACUCCCCCCAUUCCCCCCCCUCGGAAACGCCACCUUGCCAGGAAGGAGGCACAGCGACUUGCUGCUCUUAAAGCUGAGGAAGAAAAGACCCCGCUGUCUCUCCCACCUCCUACGUCGCGUCCACCACCUCUUCCCCCUCCACCUGUUAUCUCCAUAUCCUCCUCAUCUCCUCCUGCCGUACCACCUGCCCUGCCUCCUCCACCCUCCUUCCAUGCACUGGAUGUCGAGAUCCGCAAGCUUCUAAUGCUUGCAGGAUUGACUCAGGCUGAACUACUCAAACUCAGUCCAGAGCUUGGCGUCUGUGUCGGAGGGCUAGACGAUGAGGUAGAUGGAGUAGAUCUUCCUCCAUCCAGAUCCGUGGAAUCACAUGAGUUUAGACUAAAAGACAGGGAGGAGGAGAAGGAGUGUGACUCCCAAUUCAUAGAUAAAGACGGAUGCAGCAGCAUCGGAGAUGAAAGGGUAGCUAUAGUUGAAGAAGUUAAAAGAAAAGAGGAGAGCAAAGACACACAAAAGACCACCACAUUCACCGAGAUGGCAAGAAGAAGGAAGAGGAACAGUGGCACUGGUCUUAGCAAUACACAUGAUACCAAAGCAAAUGACAUGAGCUUUGAGACUUUCCAUUACUCCACUGAGUUGCUAGAGUCACCUCCUCCUCCUCCUCCUCGCCCCUUACCACCGAUCCCGCCAUCUUUGUCACACCCUAAAGUCAGCACUCUUUCUGCCAACUCUGCACAACCCGAUCGCUUUGACUGGCUAAUAGCAUUCACACCCGAAAACGACGCCCCACCACAACCUCCGCCCCCUGAAAUGAGAAAAUCUCCUCUGGAGAGUCAAAAGAAGACUGGUUCAUCCGGUUCAGCUCCAAACGUCACAACCUUCAAAGAGCUGCGCUUCCGUAACAAGAGCAACUACCCACUGACGAGGGUGAUCACUGACCCAGAGCCUGACCCCACAGUCAUCACCCCGGAUCCAGAUAUACUGUACAACCUGAAGUGGAGAAGGGAGAAGGUCGGAAGCGAUGGUAUCCAGUGGGAAUACACCUCUCAGGCUCAGGCGCUGUUCAUGCCGCCACCACCUGCUCUCACCUCCAUGGCUGCUCUGAAGGAGAUGCUCCAGAGGGCUGACGAGGAGGGUGGACAGCCAGAGCUGUGCCCAUCACAGAAGAUGGGCUGCUCCGUCAGCGAAAACAGUCUGUGGACCGUGGGCAGAGAGUGGCAGAGCGAGGAAGUUCAGAGGGAGGAAAAAGAAGGAAAGGAGGAAGAAAAAAAGGAGGAGGUGGAGGUGAGAGGACAAGCAGAUGGAGGGCGGAGUUUGCAAUCAAGAACUACAGAAGUUUCCUCACCCCCACUCUCCCUUGCCCAGUCUCCCCAACCUUACUUCCUCCAUGCUGCCCUGCCUUCCUAUCGCCCAGGCUACUCUAACUCACAGCACCAUGCAGAUCCAAGGCCCCACACCCAUGUAGGCAGAGAGUCCACAGACAAACACUGCAACACAGAGCGGCUUUCUGCAGCCAGCUCCUCCUGCAUCUACAGAGACGAUUCCACCACUGAUAUAAGUUCUGGCUUUAAUUACGAUUCUCUGGCUGAUGCAGGUGUAGAUUUCCCUCCCGAUUAUGAGAACGUCUUAAAGCAAACCACACGCGCUAAUGACAGGAAGUUUGUGUCUGACUCUCUUUACUGCAGUGAGUCAGAGAAGAAUAAUGACACACACACUGAGUCGGACUCGCCACUUAGUGGCACCACUGAGGCACCAGGUUGCACUACUCCAUAUAAGAACAUAGAUGUCAUGAUGACGUAUUCAAACAGCAUUAAUGCAAUGGAUUCACUGUGUGUAGAAAAGCACUCGCACUCACACGUAGACAUCCGCAGCAGCAGCAGCAGCAGCAAUAAGGCCAGGAAAUUCAAAGAACUUCCUCCGCUGCCUACCUACUACCUAUACCACCCUAAGAACUGCCCUCUGCACAGGGGUGCACCUCCUCGCCUCUCCCCCAUUGGAGCCUUGUCUCCUCCCCAGCGCCCUGGAGCUCCCCCUCCGGGCUCCUCAGGCCUCAGCUCCCCGCUUUUUCCCCGCUCGCACACCUUGCCUGCCCUCGCUGCUCCCCUCUACUAUCCAAACCUCUACCCUCCUAUACCAACCAGGGCUCCCCCCCUACCCCCAAAACUCUACCAGGCUCCUCCGCAGUCACGUUUGGCGACUGUUCGUAGUGUCUCAUACGCUGGCUCCGUACAGAGGGGAGACUCAUCCUGGAUGGGCGAAGAUGUGAAGUUUUCAAUGAGAGGUCUUGGUCUGUCCUCGCUGUGCCUGCAGGAGAAGAAAGCUCUGGUCAGUGCAGUCAAUGUGGCAGUGGAAACCAUUUUGGCCCAUUUCAGUUCAUCUCGGACUGUGGUUCAGAAGUCUCUCUCAGUUAACAAGGCCUUAUCAGGAGACAGCUCUGUAAAUCCAUCUCUGGGCCGUCUGGUGCUGCAGUGCCUCUGCCCUGCGCUGCACAGCUUGCUGACCGAUGGCUUGAAACCCCACCAGAGUGACCUGAUUGCAGGCAGGAGGCCAAACUCUGCCUGGGGCUUAGUGCAGGCCUCAACCAAACCAGGUCCUAAAACACAAGCUUUGUUCAACCUACACGUUCGAGUCGGGGAGCUGGGCCAGCUUAGGCGUAACAAACACCGGUUCAAUGCAUUCCUCCUUGGUCUCUUGAAUACCAAGCUUCUGGAUUUCUGGCUGUCUCACCUUCAGUCGUGUUGUGAUGUGUUGGAAACAUUCUACCAUCCCUCCUCCUUCAUGCUUCUGUCUCUGACCACCUGCCAGCCUCUGUUUGAGGAGCUGCUCCUUGUGUUGCAGCCUCUCAGUCUCCUCACCUUCAACCUUGACCUGCUCUUCCAGCACCACCACUUAGAGCCAGACAGUCACGUCCCAGAGAUCCCUCAUCCGCCCGGUCCGGGUGCAGGGGUCCAGCUGUCGACGAAGGAGUCUCAAUCCAAAAUCCCAAGCAGCAAAUAUAUUAGAAGCCUGUCAGAAGUAGACUUUGGAAGCCCAGAGCAUCAGGCAGCUAAAGAAAAAUGGUCACCAGUGACUGAUCCAAAGAGUUCAGGCGAGGCGACCGAUUUCAGUGCUGCGACUUUAAACGUUUCGAACACUGUCAGUCAAACAAGUCCACAGCUUUUGUGGGUACAGGAGAAGGAAAUUGAAGCGUUACCUCCUCCAAACAUGGAGGACGACAGCCUUGCUCAGCAGGCAGGACAGGUGAUCCAGCAGGGAUGGGGUGCUGUAAUGCGCUGGGGAGGCCGACUGAGCCAGAACCUGAAUGAGCUGAGCCUGUCCGCAGGUAGAAGGGAGGAAAUGAGGGCAGACUUGCCGGACCUCCACACUCAGCCAGGAAGUGACUACGCUCCGGUCAGCAGCGGUGCUCAGGUUCCCUGGGGUCUGGGCCGGCUGUUUGGAGCUUCGAAAAGCCCCAGCAGCCCCACAAAUCACUCACUGCCAACCAGGCGUCCCUCUCAGUGGUUGGCUCCUGGUGUCACGGCACUGACCCGAAUGGUGAGCAGCACCUCCGCUCCGAUGUUAAAGAGGGCCCCGGAGCCUCAGCGAGAAAGCGAGCCAAAGUCAGAGAGAGAGACUGAGUCACUGGAGAUGAAGGACAAACCCCGACCACUCAGGUCAGUGCGAACACUGUGCGACCACAACGGAACAGGUUCGGAGCUCAGCUUCUGCAAAGGUGAGGAGCUCCAGGUGUUGGGAGGCGUCGAUCAAGACUGGAUCCGUUGUCGUCAGGGAGACAAAGAGGGACUGGUACCUAUCGGAUACACGUCCCUGAUCAUGUGACUUUGGCGCCAUAACUGCUGCACUACAUAAAAAAAAAAUAUAUAUAUUUUAGGCAGUUAUGGAAACGUUAUGGUGAGGCCCCCUCUACUCUGAAAGGGAUAUUUCACACUUGCUUGGUUAGAGUUUGAGUUGAGUGCACAACACCAUCUGUUCUGCUUUGCGUUCACUGUGAGCCGUCUGCAGCUCUCUUCCUUUAUGAGCAUAAGGGUUUUUCCCCAUAACAAUUCAUCCAGUUUGGCAGCAUGCAACUAAUGGGUUUUAGCAGCAGUAAUGCAGCAGAUGGUGUGAAAUAAUCACUCAAAUCAAAUUUUGACCACUUCAUACUGGAAGCCUUUUGGAUCUUAAGAGUGAAGUAUCUCUCUCUCAGUCUCUGCUUUACUCGCUCUUAGCCGCUGGUCUGAAAACGACCACAGCGGACGUUCAGUGCUGUCGAAACCGUUUGUGCGUUUUCAGAUCAGUGGCUUCUGCUGUGAGGAGGCGACAGUCAGCAGCUUGGUGUUAGCCACGUAUGUACCUGUGUUCAUCAGCGGUGCAGAGCCGUGGUUCACAGGUUGUUGAGUGGAGAAAGCACCGGGGCCCAAAGCUCCUGAUGCAUACUGCGUAGUAAUGUCGUGAAUUGUAGCCGUGUACAUCCGUGUUCGAUUGACCUCUCACCUCUAUCGCCUGGUUUCAUGUGAGUUUGUCAUGUUUCCGAGACUAUAUGCGACUGUAAAAUAUACAUAAAAAUAUAUAUAAAUAGAUAUAUAAAUAUAUAUAGGUAUAUAAAUUCAGAUUAUUACCGAGGUAGAUGGGAAGAUAGAUGAACAAGAGAAAGGCAGCGAAACAUGAGCAGCUCGAUGCGGUGGCCUCGCCGAGGAGGGCGAUGAUUAAUAAUGGAUGGAUUCAUUCUUUAUCUUAACAUCUGUGACUUUUCACACACAUCCGAUGGCCGCCAGUCGCACUGGAGAAAAAAGAACAGUGUGUGUGUUUCCUUUAGGUAUGAAAUGCAGCGACUUCCCCACUUUUAUGUAUCACCACUGUCUUGUUAUAAUGUCAUAUUAAUGAAAUAAUUAGACAUGUAAUAUUAUUCAUAACUUAAAAAAAACAAACAAAAAAACAAACACGUAUGCAUUGUAGUGUGCCAUGAAUGCUUUGGAAUAAUGCCAGAAGAAUAACCAUCGGUCCCAGACAUUUAAGUUAAUAAUAUCAUACAACAGCAGUCUGUAGCUUCUCUCUCUCCAUCCAUGGAAAACCUCACAGGGCCAACGUGAGCGAACACCUCACUAAACUAUGCUCAGCUCUUGUUCCUCUCUAUCUAGACUUAAAAAUAUGAAGAAGCCCGUUGAUUCAUGUAAAUCCCAACAGCUACAGUGAAGUCUGCAAGGUUUGGUGGCUGGUUUUCACCUUGUACCUCAGCUUUCAUAUUUAACUUCCUGCCAUAUUUCAUAAUCAUUGAUAUUAUUAAUGAUAGUGGUAGUAGAAGUGGUCGUGGUGGAAAUGAUAUGUUGACCCUAAAGUUGCUCACCUGAAAUAUGUUGCUUUUGUGUCAUAAUUAUUCUCUAGAUUCUGUAUUUAUGACUAUGCAUAAUAGUUCAAUGUACAAAGUCAUAAUUAUAAUUUUAAUGUUACUGUGCACGUGAAGAUAAAAGUACUCGCUUAAAUGGUUACAAGUUAAAAAAAAAAAAAAAAAAAAAAGCUGGUCCAAAAUAAAGAAAUAAAAAAGAAAUAAAGAAAGGACCUGCCUCCAAAUGACCUCAUCGUAAUUCAGCAGGAACAUUUCAGUGAUGUCAAUCAGGGAAAAGUUCAGUCCUUCAAAGUUUCUCCAUCUUUUUUGUGUUGAUGCCAUGUAGCAUGAGUUCACCGUCACUACAGCAAAAGUCCAGUAGCAUAAAACUCAGCCAGUGCUCAUAAUGUGUAACGAAUGAUCAUAGCAAAAUGCCAUCAAAUGGAUAUUACCUAGGUGUUUUACAAGAAAUCAAGACAUAAUAGAAAACUGAAGUGAUAUAAAAUCAGUUCACUCUUUGACACAUGGUGUUGAUUCAUUUUUUUUUAUAAUGUGAGAUUAUAUUCUAAAUGCAUUUUGUUUUGAAAAGCUCUUAAUUUAUUAGAUGUAUUUAUUGAUCUUGAGGUUUUGGAGAGGAAUAACUAAAUGUCCCAUCUAAUGUCUCUCUCUCUCUAUCUGGGUUGAGUGUGUGUUUAUGCACAUAUGAGGCAGUGAAAGCAGUGACGAGUGUGAGCACAAAUGAGUAUCUGCACAUUCUGCACUUCAACUUGUGUGUGUGUGUGUGUGUGUGUUCUCCUUUUUAUCUCACUGGUGUCAUGUAGCCUGUAGACGGCCCCCAGUAUCCCACUAUUGCAUUUAGUUGAGUGCCCCCCUAGUGUCAGUCACUGUCCACCUCCUGCAUGUGCUUGUUUGUAAAUACACCAAAUAAAAAGGAUCAGUAUAAACCAA